This is a messenger RNA of Marmota monax (woodchuck), 1350 nucleotides long. It is a transcript of the gene Dydc2, whose product is annotated as DPY30 domain containing 2. Gene Ontology annotation, cellular component: Set1C/COMPASS complex. Bases 266 to 703 code for a protein of 145 amino acids. The transcript has 4 exons. NCBI's taxonomy places the organism in Eukaryota, Metazoa, Chordata, Mammalia, Rodentia, Sciuridae. The record is from RefSeq and is a predicted model, not a curated record.
ACGGAGCUCCCAGGAGUGAACCAACUCUCCCUCGGCCUUUGGGGUAGAGACCUGUGCCGCUCUCAAGGUCCAACCGUGAGAACCGCCUCUGCUAGGCGAGAGGAACCGUUCUGAGAAAAGGGCUCCUCCCUUCUUGGUGCGCGCACCCGGCGCAUGCGCCCAUCCCAAUCUGCUAAUCGCGUCCCGGUGCUAGGCAACGAGCGCUCCCAUCCAGGGCCAGAGCAGGCGUCCUCUCGGCAGGGGCGCCGGCGGAACGGUCCCCAGGAUGGAAACGGAAUAUCUGAAGAAGUGCUUUGGAAAUUCCUUGUCCCAGGCACUGGCAGAAGUGGCAAAGGUUCGGCCCAGUGACCCAAUAGAGUACCUGGCUCACUGGCUUUACCAUUACAGGAAAAUAGCUCUAGCAAAUGAAAAGAAUAUGCGAGAACAGAUCCAGCUGAUGGAGGAAUAUGAGAACAGCCUCAAGGAAAAGGAAAUGGCAGCAAUGUUGAAACAAGAAGAGCUUCAGAUUCAACAGAAGUGUGAAGAGUGUCACAAGAAAGUGAUUUCCCCUGCUUUCAAUCAGGAACUAACAGAACCCUUUGAGGAGGAGGCCUUGGAGCAGGAACCCCUGCCCGGUACUGCCAGUAGGAUUCCAGCAGUGCUUCAACAAUUUCCUCCUUCAGAGCUGGCUGAGGAGAUUGAGCAGAACUUGGAAUCCCCAUAAGAUCAAAUCACCAGGAGGCUUUGCCCUGUGAAGUUGCUGAUUAAAAUGCCUCCUGGAGGCUGGGGUUGUGGCUCAAUGGUAGAGCAUUUGACUAGCACGAGUGAGGCACUGGGUUCAAUCCUCAGCACCACAUAAAAAUAAAUAAAUAAAAAUAAAGGCAUGGGCUGGGGAUGUGGCUCAAGAGGUAAUGUGCUCACCUGGCAUGUGCAGGGUGCUGGGUUCGAUCCUCAAGACCACAUAAAAUAAAUAAAAUAAAAGAUGUUGUGUCCACCGAAAACUGAAAAAUAAAUGUUAAAAAGUUCUCUCCUCUCUCUCUCUCUCUCUCUCUCUCUCUCUCUCUCUCUCUUAAAAAAAGGCAUUGGUUCCACCUACAACAAAAGAAAGAGAGAGAGAGAAAGAAAAGAAAGAAAUGCCUCCUGGCUCCAAAUCUCCUUCUUAAUUAUCAGAAUGGGAAGAAUUUGAGUGACCUUUCCCUCAACGCUGCAAUCCAAGAAAAUAGCCCUGGAGGGAGAGCUCUUGCCAACCAAGGUUGCAGGACUCUGAAAGGCGGGAUCUACAGGGCCUCUCUAUCAUUGUCAGGCAGCUAGCCAUGAGAACCCUCAUCAUGUGUAAAUCAACUCAGAAAAUAAAGAUUUUAAAAUAAGGAA